GUACUUCCCACAUCGAGGAAAGGCUACUUCGCUUGCAACCGUCUGCUAGCUUGCUCCUAGCCUUUAUUCGCGAGAGUUUCUUACUACCUGACAACUAGCUCAUCAAAUGGGGAGGCAACCAUGCUGCGACAAGGUGGGUUUGAAGAAGGGGCCUUGGACGGCGGAGGAGGACCAGAAGCUCGUCAGCUUCCUCCUCACCAACGGCCAGUGCUGCUGGCGCGCCGUGCCCAAGCUUGCCGGAUUGCUGCGUUGCGGGAAGAGCUGCCGGCUGCGGUGGACCAACUACCUGCGGCCGGACCUGAAGCGCGGGCAGCUGUCGGAGGAGGAGGAGAAAACGGUGAUCGACCUGCACUCGGAGCUGGGCAACCGGUGGUCCAAGAUCGCGUCGCACCUGCCGGGAAGGACGGACAACGAGAUCAAGAACCACUGGAACACCCACAUCAAGAAGAAGCUCAGGAAGAUGGGCAUCGACCCCGCCACCCACAGGCCCCUCCAGCCCGCUCCGGACAGCCGCACCAGCGGCUCGCCGGAGGAGGAGAAGGCCAUCGCGGAAGUCACGCCGCCAGGUUUUGGCCACGAGGCGUUCUGCGUCGACGAGGUGUCCAUGGCGCACCUCCUGGACGACAUCGUCAUUCCAGGCGACGUCCUCGACGCGCUGCCCGCGGCCGACGGCGGCGGCGUCAGCACGGCUUACUCGCCUGGAUCUUCCUCCUCCUCCUCCUCCUCGUCCUACACCGACGACGCCUCGGCGCCAGCAUCGAGCGGUGGCAGCAGCAUCGUCGACGGCGAGUGGCCGGAGUGGCCGCAGAUGGUGGAGUGGCCAGAGUCCACGUGGCUUGACGACGUGGUCACGGGCCCGACGCCGUGGGAGUUCGAGGACCCCUUCCUCACGUACCAGAGGAUUGCUCUGUUCGAUCACCACGAGACAUGGAACAACAGCAGGGCCGAGCUCUUCUGAGCUCGUCAUUCUUUGUAGCUAAAAUCUCAAUGCCACGCGUACGCGUAAAUGCUCCCCCAAAAAAUGGUACAGGAUCUCUAUGCACAUUAGUACAACCAUUUUUCACAGUCUCUGCAUUCGGAUACUAGUGCCUAACUAGAGUAAGAAAAAGAUUCAGGAGGGAUAAUGUUCAUUGAAAAUAAGAAACAGAAAUGAAGUGGUUG
Molecule: messenger RNA, 1161 nt
Organism: Panicum hallii
Lineage: Eukaryota; Viridiplantae; Streptophyta; Magnoliopsida; Poales; Poaceae
Product: transcription factor MYB20-like
Exons: 2
Coding region: 107-958 (283 amino acids)
Source: RefSeq, a predicted model, not a curated record